This is a messenger RNA of Erigeron canadensis, 1146 nucleotides long. RefSeq lists its product as uncharacterized. The transcript is spliced from 8 exons. The coding region runs from base 350 to 997 and encodes 215 amino acids. Lineage: Eukaryota; Viridiplantae; Streptophyta; Magnoliopsida; Asterales; Asteraceae. The record is from RefSeq and is a predicted model, not a curated record.
AACAAGAAGCGGACUUCAAAUCGCGGACCAAAACAAUAACCUGUUUCACUAGUUCAGACAAGGUGCUCGAUGAAAUGCAUAUGUGAAAAUUUGAUGAUUAUUUUCAUAGCUUCCAGUUUGAGAGAGCAGCAUUUGAUUUGCUUAGAUGAUGCCUAUCCAAUGUUCGCCUGAUAAGUUAUAAAAAAAAAAUAAAAAAUUCAAGUUCAGUUCAUAUCUAACAGGCCAGCCAUUAUAGAGGUCUCAAGCUCCCUGGAAACCUCGGUUUAAGACUAAAACUGCUUGCUUUUUUUAUUUCACUUUGGCGAGAACUUCAUCAACCAUAAGUUGUGAUUACGUCAAUCAACGUACAAUGGCCCUUUCAUCUUCCUUCAAAGACAGACUCAAACAGAUGGAAGCUACCAGAAACCAACGCCUCUCUCUUCUCCAGACAGAGAAAGAAGUUCAGAAUAAAAAAUCAGAAACCCUAGCUUCAAAGCUUUCAGAAAUCAGAUACAUCGAACAAAAGUGUUUAAAACUUGAACAAAAAAUCGCCUCACAACAAUUCAUCAUUUCUUCAAUCAAAUCUCAACUUGAUCGCAUUGAUUCAAUCUAUCUCACUCAAAUCCACCAAUUCAGGGUUUUAAAAAGUGAAGUGGAAGAUCUGGAAGAGUUAGAUAAGGAAAAGGAUAAGUAUUACGCGUUGAAAGCUCAUGAUAUUGAUGAAUUUAGGGCUCAAGCUGAGAAGUUUGAGACUGAAUGUGAAAAACGUGUGGGAGCGUUGAGGAAUUGUUUGAAUGAGUUAAACUUCAGUUUCGUCCAGCUUCAGAAGAAUGCCGGGUGUUCAGAGAAUGAUGAGUUAAUUGCGGCUGAAAUGAGAAAGUUUGAACUUCAAGCUGUGAAAGAGAAUUUAGAUAGAAAGCUGGCUUCUAAUUACGAGACAAAGGCACAGUUGCAAAAACAACUAAGGCGUAUUCUGAUUUCGCAGAAUAAGAGGAGGGAACCACAUCAUGUUGGUUAAAAGAUAGGAUAGUUUUACAGCACUAGAAUUAGAAGCAGAAUUGACAGAAUGUUAAAGAAGCAUAUAAAUGUAGGUAAAUAUAGUGGGUCAAUAGUCUUACAACCGUAUCCUUAUCCGUCAGCUUCUAUAACAUCAAAUCUUGACUCUUA